GAGCUCUGGGCCCCGCUCGUCGACGAGCGCGAGAUCUGCGUCACGCGCUGGAUGGACUUCCACAGACGCAGGGGGCUGUGGAAGGGGAGGGAGGUGGACGUGCUCAUGGACGGGUGCGACGAGGAGGGCGCGAGGGCGGUGGGCGAGGUGACGGACGCGUAUUGGCGGAUGAGGGGCACGGGGUGUACGUUCGAAGUCCUCGGACAUGUGACGCGCCAUGGACGCGUCGUCGGGCUCAUGACGGAGCGCAUCCAGGGUCGCCCGCCGCGGUACGAAGACAGGCAGAAGGUCUACGCCGCCGUCGCCAAGCUCCAGCGGCACGGUCUGCUGCACACCCAGCUCGAUCACGACACGAUCGUCAUCUCCCCCUCCGGCCACGUCCGGUUCGUC
Molecule: messenger RNA, 390 nt
Organism: Punctularia strigosozonata HHB-11173 SS5
Lineage: Eukaryota; Fungi; Basidiomycota; Agaricomycetes; Corticiales; Punctulariaceae
Exons: 2
Source: RefSeq, a predicted model, not a curated record